Molecule: messenger RNA, 1827 nt
Organism: Momordica charantia (bitter melon)
Lineage: Eukaryota; Viridiplantae; Streptophyta; Magnoliopsida; Cucurbitales; Cucurbitaceae
Source: RefSeq, a predicted model, not a curated record
AUGGACUUUCAAGCGGCAACAGAUGCAAUCAAGUGCCGCGCCUUCCAGAUCGCGCUCACCGGUAGCGCGCGCCUGUGGUAUCGAAGACUGCCGGCUAGGUCGAUCUCGACCUACUCUCAGCUGAGAAAGGAGUUCAUCAGUCAGUUCUCUUCUUGGCAUUAUGACAGAAAGACAGCGACUCAUCUCGCCACUAUCAGGCAGAAGGAAAGAGAGACGCUGAGAGAGUAUGUCACGAGGUUCCAGGAGGAGCAGUUGAAGGUCGCGCACUGCUCCGAUGAUUCGGCCAUGUGCUACUUCCUCACCAGCCUGGCCGAUGAGACCUUAACAGUAAAACUUGGAGAGGAGGCUCCAACCACCUUCGUCGAAGUCCUACAGAAGGCGAAGAAGGUCAUUGAUGGGCAAGAGCUCCUCCGAACCAAAACUGGCCGACCUGAGAAGCAGAUCGACCAGAAGAAGUUGAGCCAAGAGAAGAGGAAGGCUGAUUCCAAGUCUAGAGAUAAGGGAUCGUCCUCUUCCGCCAGCAGAACAGAGUACCGUAGGUUGGAGAGCGGCCCCAGCCGGAGCCGACCUUAUGAGCGGUAUACUUCAAGCACCAUUCCCAUCUCCGAGAUACUCACGAACAUCGAAGAGAGCGGGAUGGAAAAGCUCCUCAAGCGACCUGAGAAGCUCCGAGGAGACCUAGAAAAGCGCAACAAAGAGAAAUACUGUCGUUUUCAUCGUGAUCACGGCCAUAACACGACAAGUUGCUGGGAGCUGAAGCGCCAGAUUGAAGAUCUCAUUCAAGAUGGUUACUUCAAAAAGUUCGUGGGAAAACCGAGGUCUAACUCGGUCGAAAAGAAAGAAGAGAGGAAGCGUUCAAGAACGCCGCCUCGACGAGAGGACCGACCUGCGGUCAUCAACACUAUUUUCGGAGGUCCGAAUGGGGGCCAGUCCGGAAACAAGAGGAAGGAGCUAGCUCGCGAGGCCAGGCGCGAGGUAUGCAUCAUUAGGGAGCACAAACCUACUUGCUCCAUCACUUUCGGCGAUGCCGACCUGGAGGGGGUCCACUUGCCCCACAACGAUGCACUGGUGAUCGCCUCUCUGAUCGAUCAUGACCUGGUCAGAAGAGUGUUGAUAGAUGGAGGGUGCAUUGACCUGCCGGUAACUAUCGGGCAAGAUGCUACCCAAGUAACGCAGAUGGCCGAGUUCGUGGUAAUCGACGGCAGAUCGGCCUACAACGCCAUUUUUGGGAGACCCAUUAUCCACUCAUUUCGGGCUGUCCCCUCCACAUUGCAUCAAGUCUUGAAGUACUCAACCCCGAAUGAAGUGGGCAUGGUCCGAGGUGAGCAAAAAACCUCGCGGGAGUGUUAUGCAUCCGCGCUUAAAGGGUCGGCGGUAUGCGCCCUGGAAGAGCAAACCAAUCGUGGCAAGCUGCAAGAGUCCGAAGCAGACCUGCCAAAGGAAGGUAAAAGGCAAUUCCCCCCACCAACAGAAGAACUCGAGCUUGUUCCUUUACUCAGCCCUGAAAGACAAGCUAACCCAGAGAAGAUAAAGACCGUGCUCGAGAUGGAGGCGCCCAAGACUCUAAAACAGCUUCAGUGCCUCAAUGGCAGGAUUGCAGCCUUGAAUAGGUUCGUGUCAAGAUCAACGGACAAGUGCCUUCCUUUCUUCAAGUUUCUCAGGAAGAAAGGGUCGUUCGAAUGGACAGUAGAGUGUGAGCAAGCAUUAGAGCAGUUGAAAAACUAUCUAUGCUCGGCACCUCUACUUGCAAAACCAUUGCCAGGAGAGAAGCUCCACUUGUACCUGGCAGUAUCUGAUAACGCCGUCAGCUCGGCACUGAUCAAGUAG